GGCAGGCUGACACUCUCACAAAGAGAGAAAUUUUCCAGGAGACAGAGCAGAAUGAGUCCAGGAGGCCGAAAAUCUACCAGAAGGGAAACAACCAAAGAAAGAGCCAGUUGCCAUAAAAUGCUAUAAAAUAUGAUAAAUCACUUGCCAGAGGGAACACGGGAAUCUAUGAAUGCACAGAGCAAAGACAGCUCACAUGGUCUGGCAUCAAGAAAGAGGAGCAGUAAGAGUUAGGCAGAGGGAGCUGGGGCGGAUAAGCACUGACACCUUCCAGGGAGGCCAGGACCCACGAUCAGGUUUGACAAAAGGAGGAAGAGAAGGGCGUGAGUGAAAGCAGAAGGCCGGGCCAGGGAAAGAGUGAGGAUCCUGGCAGCUCCAGCGUGGGAACUGCUUUCUCUCUGCACCUCUGCCUGUUGACGGAAGCCUUGCUCAGGCCUCCAGGAAGAUGCGCGGCCGGUUUCUGAGGCAGCUGCUGGCUGAGGAGAGCCGACAUUCCACGGCCGUGGGGCGCCUCCUGCUGCCUGUGCUCCUGGGAUUUCGCCUGGCGCUGCUGGCUGCCAGUGGGCCUGGAGUCUUCAGUGACGAGUACAGUGAAUUCGAGUGUAACACGCUGAUGCCAGGCUGCAAGUCCACCUGCUAUAAUACCUUACAUCCCAUUUCUCCUCUACGCUUCUGGGCCUUCCAAGUCAUUUUAGUGGCUGUACCCAGCGCCCUCUACAUGGUUUUCGUCCUGUAUCAAGUGAUCUGGCAUUGGGAAGAACCAGGAAAGGUGAAGAAGGAGGAAGAGACCUUGAUCUACCAAAGGGACAGCAGUAGAGAUGCCUUAGGGGCUGGAAGCUCGAGGCUGCUCUGGGCCUAUGUGGCACAGCUGGGUGCACGACUCAUCCUUGAGGGGGUGACCCUGGGGGUUCAGUACCAUCUAUAUGGGUUCCAGGUGCCCAGAUUAUCUCAAUGUAAAACAGACCCAUGCCCCCAUCAGGUAGAGUGCCUCCAUUCCCGCCCCUCUGAGAAGACCAUCUUCCUAAAGGCCAUGUUUGGGGUCAGUGGGCUCUGUCUCUUCUUUACGCUUCUGGAGCUUGUGCUUCUGGGUCUGGGGAGACGGUGUGAUCGCCUGAGGAACUUCCUGGGUGUGUCCUCUUCCCCUAGUCAUGCUCUCCCCUUGGACAGCGUAAGGAAACUCCAGGAGACACCAUGAUCGACUUUGCCUGGCCAGCUUCGGUGCUUCAGACCAAGUGAAUAGGGGUGGCAUCUCCUGACCUCCCCAGCCAGUGGGCAUGGCCAAGUGGAUGUGCCAAAGCAAUCUCUCCCUUGGGAAUCUGCAUUUGGAGUUAGCAAGAGCUACAGUCUCUGCCAGGGGUGUGAACAGAGAAGAGGAGAAAUCUGCAUGUGCUCGGCAAACAUUUUCCACCACAGAUAAGUGGAGGAAAUGCCUGGUGCAGCUGGCAGAGAAAACUGAAUUCAGUAAACGAGAAAUCAGAUAGAAGCGAUCACGCAGGCUGGGGGUGGAGGGCCACAGGGAGUAGGGCUGUGAUGGUGGUUUGGCAUGUCUUGGCCAUUGACAACUUUCCAAUUUCUGGACCCACACCCCUAAGGAUUCCUUUGCUUUCCUGGAUAAGAUCCAAGGUGUAUAUUAAAUAAACUCCUAUUUGCUUUUGC
Lepus europaeus (European hare) is the source of this 1653-nucleotide messenger RNA. RefSeq names its product gap junction protein gamma 3 (gene GJC3). Gene Ontology annotation, cellular component: connexin complex. The transcript is spliced from 3 exons. Gene Ontology annotation, biological process: cell communication. Bases 443 to 1192 code for a protein of 249 amino acids. NCBI's taxonomy places the organism in Eukaryota, Metazoa, Chordata, Mammalia, Lagomorpha, Leporidae. The record is from RefSeq and is a predicted model, not a curated record.